AAUCGGACAAUUAUCUGACAUUUUGCGCGUUCACUGUGUCCGCGGUUGCGCGCAUUGAGGCGCGUUCAUACAGGGCAUUCAGUGUGUGAGCGAGACCGACUAUUCAUCAUAGCCCAUUCAAUUCUACAAAGACGCUGACCAAUUCAGAGCGACAGCCAUGGCCUCCGGUGUCACAGUCACAGAUGACGUUAUCGCGGUCUUCAAUGACAUGAAGGUGCGCAAGGCACAGGCGAACGAGGAGGACAAGAAGAAGAGGAAGAAGGCUGUCCUGUUCUGCAUAAGCCCCGACAAACAGAACAUCAUUCUGGAGGAGGGCAAGGAGAUCCUCUGCGGGGACGUCGGCACCACGGUCAAGGACCCCUACCUGGAGUUUGUAAAGAUGCUGCCCAGUGACGACUGUCGCUACGCCCUCUACGACGCCACUUAUGAAACCAAGGAGACCAAGAAAGAAGACCUGGUCUUUAUUUUCUGGGCCCCAGAAACUGCCUCCAUGAAGAGCAAGAUGAUCUACGCCAGCUCAAAAGAGGCCAUCAAGAAGAAGUUUUCAGGUAUCAAGCAUGAGUUGCAGGCAAACUUUCUGGAGGAGAUCAAGGAUCGGCGCACACUGGCUGAGAAGCUCGGAGGGUCCGCAGUAAUAACCCUAGAGGGAAGCCCACUAUAAAUCCUGGCUUCCACCGAGGGCACACGUCUGAUGGGUUUAGCUGUUCAUUCCAGUAUAGUUGGCGCAGGGGCAAAAGCAGAUCAGGGAUCAUCUUGGGAGGCGGGGGGGCUUUGGGGAGGGAUAGUUUGGGUGGGAGAGGGUUGAAGUGACAGUUUAAAAAACGACUAAAUAAAUCCACAAUGGCAGGCUGUCAUUCCAGUUCACACAACAUAAUGAAGAUGAACAAAAUAUGUGAGGAAAAAAAAAAGUAAUUCAAGUGAAGGAUGAUGACUUAAAAAUAUACACAUGGUUUAAAUGUUUGAAGGGACGAACAACUGUUAAAAGUCCAACUAUUAAUCCCUGAAAAUUAACUGUUCCAACUACCUUUUUUGCCAAACUUCUAGUUAAGUUUUACAUGUGUUUAGUUGAGGCUAGAUGUAGAACAAUCCAAUUUUAUCUUUUUUUAAUUGCACAAAAGUAUCAAACUCUUAUGGGGAACAGCUGAAUUCUAUAUAUAUAUUUUGUUUUCUUUUCGAACCAUGAAAAUUCCAAAAACACUUGAGUGAUUCCAUUUUUAUUUGCAAUUCCCAGUUUAAAAAUAGAAGGCAUUUCGUGUAGUAAACAAGACCCAUUCCAUUUACUUGUUCAACUGAGUGGUUCGAAAGUCUCAGUGGUGUUCUGACGGUCAGAUGGGAAGCGACAGAUAUGAAGGGCAUGUGUUCAGAUUGAAUAUUGAAGGAUGUUUUGUAUCGUCUCCUUAUCUCUAAUUAAAAAAAAAGCACUAAACAAA
Gadus macrocephalus (Pacific cod) is the source of this 1430-nucleotide messenger RNA. It is a transcript of the gene cfl1, whose product is annotated as cofilin 1. Gene Ontology annotation, biological process: actin filament severing; cell motility; actin filament fragmentation. Gene Ontology annotation, cellular component: cytoplasm; actin cytoskeleton; actin cortical patch. NCBI's taxonomy places the organism in Eukaryota, Metazoa, Chordata, Actinopteri, Gadiformes, Gadidae. The transcript has 4 exons. The record is from RefSeq and is a predicted model, not a curated record. Gene Ontology annotation, molecular function: actin filament binding. The coding region runs from base 158 to 661 and encodes 167 amino acids.